AUGGGGAAUUGCGCGUCAGUGAAGCGAGGGCACAUCCCGGUGCUCGUCGGCGAGGGGGAGGAGCGGAAGAGGGUUCUGGUGCACAGGAAGGUUCUUCAGCACCCCUACUUCACCGGGCUGCUGGAGCUCGCGGCCAUGGAGUUUGGGCAUGAUCAGAAGGGCGUGCUCAGGAUCCCCUGCGACAUCAGAUGCUUCCACACGAUAGUUCAGCUCAUCAGAAGCAGAACACGGAGGAGGAAGGUGACGGUCUCAUGCCUCCUUUUCCUCAAGCUGAUGUAUUGUAACAGUCAGAAAGAGUGA
Messenger RNA from Miscanthus lutarioriparius, 300 nucleotides. NCBI's taxonomy places the organism in Eukaryota, Viridiplantae, Streptophyta, Magnoliopsida, Poales, Poaceae. The record is from the annotation of a GenBank genome assembly.